CCUGUCGCUUUGCUCACUUGACUCGUGCGAAUUUUAAUUGUCGAUAACAGAUCAAUCCAGCAAUGAUAACAGAUCGAUUAGCAAAGUCCCGUGAAUCCUCGAAUAUUGCGCGAUUGCUCGAGAAUUAAACGAGAUUUCGAUCGAUAUGAUCUGCUUAUUCAUAUUAAAUUGUAAAUUUAUUAGAAUGAUGAGUUGGGGAAAAAUCGUAGGAUUACCUGGAACCAAUAUUGAGAAAGAAAGAGAAAUUGUAAAUUUGAUAAUAUUUGAUAUCGUUGAAAUAAACCAUGAAUCGGCUAACUGCAAGAGGAAUACAUCGUAGCUGCUAAUUGACGGUGCGACAAAAGAAAACUUGUGGUCAAAGUAGUCAAAGUAUCAGUAUUCGGUACAUAACCUAGGAAAGAUGUCCCAGCUAAACAUAAACACAGGCAAGCGUGGACGUGGAGGAGUCGCGAGUACUUCUGCGUCGGCGGUGUCCGCGCUGAGCAGCUCCACCGAUCUGGCGAGCCUGUUUGAGUGCCCGGUUUGUUUCGAUUAUGUGCUUCCACCCAUCUUACAAUGCCAGAGCGGGCAUCUUGUGUGCACAAAUUGUCGACCAAAGCUUUCCUGCUGCCCUACUUGCAGAGGUCCACUGGGUAAUAUACGUAACUUGGCAAUGGAGAAGGUGGCAAGCAACGUAAUGUUUCCUUGCAAAUACUCCACCAGUGGUUGUACAGUUUCAUUAGUGCAUACUGAAAAAGCAGAUCACGAGGAUGCAUGCGAGUACCGUCCAUACAGUUGUCCUUGUCCAGGUGCAUCCUGUAAGUGGCAGGGGUCUUUGGAACAAGUAAUGCCCCAUCUUAUUAUGAGUCAUAAAAGUAUCACGACUCUACAAGGAGAAGAUAUUGUUUUCUUGGCAACUGAUAUUAAUCUUCCUGGAGCUGUGGAUUGGGUGAUGAUGCAGUCUUGUUUUGGCCAUCACUUUAUGCUAGUACUCGAAAAACAAGAGAAAUACGACGGGCAUCAGCAGUUUUUCGCGAUUGUACAAUUAAUCGGUUCGAGAAAGCAAGCGGAGAAUUUUGCUUACAGACUAGAACUAAACGGGCAUAGAAGACGCCUGACGUGGGAAGCAAUGCCACGUUCUAUCCACGAGGGCGUGUCGUCUGCAAUUUUAAACUCUGACUGCCUUGUGUUUGACACCUCCAUUGCGCAAUUGUUUGCUGACAAUGGAAACUUAGGAAUUAACGUUACUAUUUCUAUGGCAUGAGAAAAGCCAGAAAAAGCAGUAUAAAGCAGAAGGGAGAGAAAGGAAACAAAUUAUGCAGACAUAUCGAGCAGUCUUUUGAAUGAGUAUGCCGAAAGUACUCGAGGAUUGCCCGCUAUGAUAUUUCUUAUGUUACCACAGAUAAAUAUUAGCAGUACAGAAAUAUAAGAAAGCGUUCGACGUGUGUUGAUAAUGCAAAGCACUCGAAAUGCUCGGUACAGGACCGCCGUUGAGAAGCUUUAAAGUGUACUUGUAUGUGAUAUCAGCACUCACAAACACAAUAAACACGUUUUCAGUAUAUCCAUGAUGCGACUUUAAAGCUUUUACAUUGAGUACGACAUCUAAUUCCGAGAAAAAGUGUGUACCUGAUAUUUGUCGCGCGCUAUUGUCACCUUACUCUCAUUCAUUUUGCAUUAAAUUUCCAAAUAUUCUUCAGAGGGAAAUCAUGUAUUAUGACUAAAUUCUAUGACACUUCUUGCCCAUGUUUCAACAUUUUUUAGGAUAUUUUACGGCUAAUGCAAUUCUUUAUUACGAGAGCUUACAUUACCAAAUGUAAUAUCUCAAAAGUUCAUUUUCAAUCUUGUGAAUUCAAUUAUCACGUUUCAUUUGGCACCGAUACAUAUUUAUUGCUAUAUGUCUUUGUUUGUUAAAAAAAGUUUACAUUCUCUCUUGCAAAGUAACACCUCAUUUAUUUGUAAUUUUCCAUUUCAUUGAGGGUCCUGUAUGUAUACGAGUCUUGUAUAUAACGUGAUAGAUCUGGUUAUUGUUCAUAAAUAAACUCGAUAUAUCGUUUGAUUAUUCGAAAACAGGAUGUAGAUAUAUGCUUUCCGCGAUUUCCUUACGCACGAAUAGCAUAAAAGACAGAUCAGUUUCUCAGGAUCUAGUCCUAUUAUCGAAACGAGAUACUAAUAUUUUUACAGUUGUAUCAAUACAGUGAAGAGCAAUGUUCAAUUGUGCAGCAAGGUUCCUGUGCAUGAUACGAAAGUUAAAAGCGAUUGAAACGAUUAUGUUGAUAUUACGGAAAUACUCUUGGAAACGUUAUAUUAAGCAUAAGUUUUACAGUGUGUUGCAAUACCUGCUAAUAUUAACCUCGGUGUAAGCUUAAUUUUAAAAAGAUUAUAUUUUAUUGAUAUAUGUGGAUAGAGAGCGAAAAGGAAAAAGUUACUUUAUAUUGUAUUCAACAUCCAUCAUGUUAGUACCCUCAAUGAACGUUUUCUCUUCAGCACAAAUUAUGUUACAUUGAUAUUACGAAAUAGCAUUCGUACUCGAAAUUACUGUGAAAAAUUACCAACGACGAAGAUCUCUCUUUGAUCUCUGUUAUUUAUACUUCUUCACGAUACGCCAAAAUAUGUCAGAUUUUUCCUUCAUCCUGUUGUUUUACGUAGCGUUAGUAAACUUUGUAAAAGAAUAAGAUAUCCAUACAGAGCAUUGAACCGAACUGCGUGGGAAAGAUUAACAAGUAACAAGGUUGAAAGAAGAGAGAAAGAAAAAGAGAGAAAGAGAGAGAGGAGAGUUACGAGGAAGAUUACUUUCUUCAAAGGAACAAUUUAGACUGAAAUGUAACUAUAUGAUGAGUAGGCUAAGUCUCUAUAACGAUUGAUUAUAUAUAUUUUUCAUAGAAAGAAAACUACACGAGUUUUACUUUCACUAAGCGAUUCGUAUUAUUGUUGAAACGACUUUGUCAAAGCACGCUGUUCUACGAUAUUGGAUUGAUAUCGCUAUAUUCUACGCUGCCGAGGUACUCAUGUUAUUAGUCGGUUUAAUGCCCUGUGGCAAAGCCUUAUGAUUAAAUGAGAACGUCUCUCGUUUAUAUAAACCGGGCGUACUGUGCUUAUCUCAUCAAUAAUUGCGAAAGAGAAAGAGUUCACGAGUGUAUAGGCGGAAAAACGCUGUUAUUGUAAAUAAAAUGACAACUUAUUAUGUGAUAUAA
Odontomachus brunneus is the source of this 3170-nucleotide messenger RNA. It is a transcript of the gene sina, whose product is annotated as E3 ubiquitin-protein ligase SIAH1. The record is from RefSeq and is a predicted model, not a curated record. Bases 401 to 1243 code for a protein of 280 amino acids. Gene Ontology annotation, biological process: proteasome-mediated ubiquitin-dependent protein catabolic process; multicellular organism development. Gene Ontology annotation, molecular function: ubiquitin conjugating enzyme binding; ubiquitin protein ligase activity; zinc ion binding. The transcript has 5 exons. NCBI's taxonomy places the organism in Eukaryota, Metazoa, Arthropoda, Insecta, Hymenoptera, Formicidae. Gene Ontology annotation, cellular component: cytoplasm.